AGAAAAAAAUUGAAAAAAAAAAAAGAGGCAGGAAAUCGCCGCAACUCUUUCCUUCAUACUCGAAGAAUCACCGACUUAUCGCUGUAUAAAUACGAAAUAAGACGAAAGUUGGAGACUUUCCGAUUGUACUUUGUUGCAGCUGCUCAUCCAAGCUCUGUCCAUAAAGCACCCAACCGGUUUUGGUUAAUUAUGAGGUCUUCAGUUAAACGUCCACCAACUCCAGAUGCAGAAGAAGAGGAGCAAGAUCGAGAACCUACUCUUCAAGAAAUUAUUAAUAUCAAGCUAAUAGAGAGUGGAGAAAAAGAAAGAUUGAAGGAGCUUUUGAGGGAAAGGCUUGUAGAAUGUGGUUGGAAGGAUGAAAUGAAAGCUCUUUGCAGGGCUUUUGCAAGGAAGAGAGGAAGGAAUAAUGUAACUGUGGAUGAUCUUGUUCACGUCAUAACCCCAAAGGGAAGAGCAUCCAUUCCUGAUUCAGUGAAGGCAGAGCUACUACAGCGUAUCAGAUCGUUUCUUGCAUCAACUGCUCUGUGAUUUUUAAGUUGUGGAAUUUUCAGAGUGCCAUCCAAUGCUAAAGAUGUUGCUUGCAACUUAAAGUUAAACUUGGGAAUGCGCUUUUCAAGUGUAGGCAAUGAAGUUGGCUUGGGAGAAUUAAUCCAGUGAGCGGGGGCGGGUGUGGGUCUGGUGGGAUUGAUCUGUUGUUACUUUCCCACCGCUGUUCUGGAGAAAAGUGUAAUGGGGUUUCUGACAUUAUUAUAAAUGGACUCGUGCCUGUACCGAGUCUAGGGAUAUAGGAAUAUACACAUGUGUGUGUGUGUGUGUGUGUGUGUGUGUGUGGUAUUUAUAAAUGAUUCUCCAGGUUUUCUCCCUCCUU
Molecule: messenger RNA, 868 nt
Organism: Coffea eugenioides
Lineage: Eukaryota; Viridiplantae; Streptophyta; Magnoliopsida; Gentianales; Rubiaceae
Product: transcription and mRNA export factor ENY2
Exons: 5
Coding region: 190-528 (112 amino acids)
Biological process (GO): poly(A)+ mRNA export from nucleus; positive regulation of DNA-templated transcription; regulation of transcription by RNA polymerase II
Cellular component (GO): DUBm complex; nuclear pore; SAGA complex
Molecular function (GO): transcription coactivator activity; chromatin binding
Source: RefSeq, a predicted model, not a curated record